Molecule: messenger RNA, 2735 nt
Organism: Lepisosteus oculatus (spotted gar)
Lineage: Eukaryota; Metazoa; Chordata; Actinopteri; Semionotiformes; Lepisosteidae
Source: RefSeq, a predicted model, not a curated record
CCUUUCCUAUUGGUCUACUAGGAUGCAUUGCCUCCAGAUUCUUCUCCUAUUGGUCCUCCCGGCCUUCAGCCACGCCUCCCCUAAUCCCUUACUGAGCCAGCACUGGGAAAUGUGGAAGAAGUUCCACCAUAAGGAAUACAGCAGCCAGCGGGAGGAGGGCGAGAGGAGGCUGAACUGGGAGACGAAUCUGCGGCUGACGGAGCUGCACAACCUCGAGGCUUCGCUGGGCCUGCACUCCUUCACCAUGGGACUCAACCACCUGGCUGACAUGACGCCGGAGGAGGUGGACGCCAGGCUGAACGGGCUCCUGGUGCCCGAGGACCUCGAUGCCAACCUGACCGUGGCUCUGCCGCUAGAUGGCGCCCUUCCGCCGACGGUCGACUGGCGGAAAAACGGGCUGGUGUCUGACGUUAAAAGCCAGGGCUCGUGCGGCUCCUGCUGGGCCUUCAGCUCGGCCGGGGCGCUGGAGGCGCGGAUGAAGAAGCGGACGGGCCGCCUGGUGUCCCUCAGCCCGCAGAACCUGGUGGACUGCAGCCGGAGCUACGGGAACCACGGCUGCAACGGCGGCUACCUCUCCAAGGCCUUCCAGUACGUCGUCCAGAACGAGGGCCUGGACUCCGACAGCUUCUACCCCUACGAGUUCAAGGAAGGACAGUGUCGCUACUCGGUUAAGGGCAGGGCUGCCACCUGCGCGGGGUUCCGGCUCCUGCCCUUCGGGAACGAGAUGGCUCUGCAGGCGGCCGUCGCCACCACCGGGCCUGUAUCUGUGGGCAUCAACGCCCAGCUGCCCUCCUUCCAUAACUACAGAGGAGGCGUGUAUUACGACCCCCAGUGUAACAGCGGGAAGGUGAACCACGCUGUGCUCGUGGUGGGGUACGGCACCGACCAGGGGCAGGACUACUGGCUCGUGAAGAACAGCUGGGGACCUUACUGGGGCGAGAAGGGUUACGUCCGCAUGGCCAGGAACCGGCAGAAUCAUUGCGGAAUCGCUUCGUUUCCGGUGUUCCCCACGGCGUGACUCCUGACGUAAUAUCGUCUCCGCACACUGUGUGUGGUUAACGUCGAACUCGGCCUCACCCUGGUUUCUGCACUUAAAACAGCUCUGGAAUGAAUUAUUGCUUCUAUCUUCGUGUUCUCUGUCACUGUGAUCACAAUUCUGACUGUAUCAUCGCCGCGAGGAGAGAAUGGGGGAAACAGGCAAUCUGUUCUUGUUUGUCUACCAGUUACCCCUAAAUACCCCCUACAGAGACCACGGGCACUUGUGAUUUCCGUACAGCGCAGUUCUGCGCGAAACCUGCUCGUGUAGGUGUGCAGUGUAGCUCCCCAAUGGGGACACACGGGGGCGCCCUAAUGUCACUGAUCGGCCAGUCAGCCAGCCAGCUGUGCACCGAGAGCUUGCAAGCUGAGCGGGAACAAACCUAAAAACAGUUUGUGAACAUCUGGGUAACUGUCUCAGUUUGGAUUUUCAGCACAAUCUAAACGCGGGCGGCCAGCCCUAGGUACCCCGAAUCCAUUCCCCUGCAAACUUUCGUCCAGCGAACCCUUAAUUACCAGUUAACCCUUAAUUACCGAAGUGCGCUUCGACUCCCGGGUUAGUUACAUGAUUAUACAGUUGCAGCGGUUUGUGUUCUGGAAGAUCGUGGGUUCGAAUCCGCGGUGACACCCUGCUGUUGUAACCAGGAGUACGAUACUGGAUCCGGGAUGUUUUAGUAAAACACGCAGGAAGGAGAGACACAGAGGUGGACGCACAUGUCAGUUGCGUACGAUAUCAGCGCCAGUCUGAUACGCCCGUAAGAAGCGGCAGGAUGGAAUGUAUACUUGCUUAUGCUUGAUCUAAAUUUCUUCAGUUCUCGGCCUGGGUCCCCCAACACCUGCUGGGGUCUGUUACGGCUCAGCUCUCAGUCACACAACUGGGCCUUUUGACCGUUAACGGGUUUCAUCUGAACAGUUUCUGACCGUUUUCAUCUCCUAAACGUGCGGGACUUUGCCUUUUAACUACCGAAGCACCGUGAAAUCACGGGCUUCUGAGCGGAAUUAAAACUUGCACAUGUCGCAACCAAACCACCUUUUAUUUAAAUUAAGUAAAGAAAACCCGGAGGCGUGACGCGUGGGCCUCCCGCAGCAGGACUGGGGAACCGCUGAGACAGCGUGUGCCGGUCUCGAGUGGAGGCGCCCGCGCAACUGGGCGUCAGCCCACCGCGCUGUCAGAAAGCCCACCAGACACCGCUGUCCAGGGCCUGAUCUCACCCCGCUCAAAAGCUCUUCAUCGCCCACGUGGCCGUGUUUUGUACCUGCAGAUUUCCACUGAUGUGAAAUACCUCCGGCAGGACCGGACGGAUGGAUGGAUGGAACACGCUGUAAGGGUUAGGGUCUAAAUGACCGUGCUUAAACGCUGCGGGGUCCAGCGCAAUGCGUUCACUCAGUCCCAACUGUGCUUCUAAUAUCCCGGUUUUAUUGUCCCAGUCCUGCUUCUGGGCUACCCCCGUGUCUCCUGGUUUUCCCUUCCUAGCGAACAGUGUUAGUCAGGCCCAUCCAGCCCGGGAGGUAAACAGUAAAUGUUGAGCCCCCUUUCCUCUCGCUCGUCUGUUUCACUGAUGUGUCUGAAUUCACUCAUGUCGCCCCGGCAGCGCGGAGAGCGCUCAUUUCGGGGGUAACUGGGGGUGGGUCAACCCCACUUCCGUGUGAACUUGCCCUUGUUCUUCGAUAAAACAAUAAAAACACCCUCUGAAAAACUC